UUCCUGUGAUAGAAACACUGGCGGCCGUGGAAUCACAAUACGAGAAUAGGAGGACCUAUUCUGGGAUGUUUCCCAGCAGCUCAGAACAUCGAGGAGGCAACAUCUGGCCUGCUUGAUACACCAGAGAAGAACCCGAUGUGUGUUCCUGAUAGGCCGUGUUGCUGAGUCAUAGCUGGAAGGCCUGUGUGGAAAUUCCCCCCUCAGUUGUAGCAGGUCUCUACGCGCACCUCGCUGCCACCACCACCACUUCUGGCUUGUGAUUCUGGAGGAAGGAGGGAAAAGGAAAGCGAGGGGGCGACUUGCGGACAAGCAACGUUUAGCCUGGGGGGAGGAGGCAACUCAUCUUCACUAGAGAGCCCACCGCCUCUUCGCGGUGUCAGGAUUCCCACCUGCUUCUCACAGCUGCCCACAGCGAAGAAGCCCUUCCUCAAGGGCGACUUACUGGCAAAAGAAGAGAGGAUGGCGAGUCGACUACGUAACCCCUUUAAGGAACCGGAGAUCGAGCUGUUUGUGAAGGCUGGCUUAGAUGGGGAAAACAUUGGAAACUGCCCCUUCUGCCAGAGCCUUUUCAUGGUUCUGUGGCUCAAAGGUGUCCGAUUCAACGUGACAACAGUUGACAUUACAAGGAAACCAGAAGAGCUGAAGAACCUGGCUCCUGGGAUAAAACCUCCAUUCUUGGUGUUCAACAAGGAGCUGAAAACCGACUUCCUGAAGAUUGAGGACUUCCUGGAACAGACCCUGGCCCCUCCCAAGUACCCUCAGCUCGCCCCCAAAUACAAGGAUUCCCUGCAUGUCGGCGCAGACAUCUUUGCCAAGUUCUCCGCUUACAUCAAGAACCCUCAUAAGGAAGCAAACAAGAAUUUGGAGACAGCUUUGCUGAGAGAGUUCCAGCGCCUGGAUGAUUAUCUGAACACCCCGCUCCCAGAGGAAAUAGACCAGGACAGCACGGAGGAAGUGGUGGUCUCUAGGAGGAAGUUCCUGGACGGGGACUGGAUGACAUUAGCUGAUUGUAACCUGCUGCCCAAACUCAACAUCAUCAAGAUCGCUGCGAAAACAUACCGCAACUUUGAGAUCCCACAGGAGAUGGCAGCAGUCUGGCGCUACCUGCAGAACGCUUACGCUCGCGAUGAGUUCAGCCACACGUGCCCAGCAGACGAAGAGAUUGAACGCACCUACGCCAGCGUGGCCAAGAAGAUGAGCUAAGGACGGGGUUCCAAGAGAGGCAGCCAAGGGGAUGUCUGGACUUCCCAGCUCUCCAUCCAAGCUGGAGGUUCUCAUGAGGAAGCUGCUUUUGUCGCCUUGGCUUCAAGAGAGCCUCGUGGCCUGGUGGUCACUCCAGCGUACUAGACCUCAAGGAGUCCUUCGGCCUCUUUAGAGAACAGCCCUGCCUGUGGUUUCUGCUGUCCCACCUGUCUUCUUCCCACAAGUUGGCUGUAUCUAUGUAUCCUGUAUCUUGAUGUGCAUG
Messenger RNA from Gekko japonicus, 1465 nucleotides. It is a transcript of the gene CLIC2, whose product is annotated as chloride intracellular channel 2. NCBI's taxonomy places the organism in Eukaryota, Metazoa, Chordata, Lepidosauria, Squamata, Gekkonidae. The record is from RefSeq and is a predicted model, not a curated record. The transcript has 6 exons. Bases 460 to 1203 code for a protein of 247 amino acids.